GUACCGUCAAAAUACCGACCACGCCCACCUGUAGCCAUAGCGACGUAUACCGUCACGUGACUCUAAAAGGAGGGCUCGAGGCGGGAAACUUCACUAAGCUUGCAGAGUUCUCCAAUAUUGCGGAGUGCACCCGGAAGUGCUGCUCUAAGAAGAAAUGUGACGUUGCCAUAGUGAUGAGCAGUACGUGUUUUGGCUUGGAGUGUAAGUCCAGCAAGCUUUGCGAGACUCGUCCUGCUCGGCUGAAGAAUUUCAAGUUGAUCAUCGUUUAUAUCCAGAGAAAUACACCUGAUGAAAAAUCACCUCUCACGACCACCCRCCGACCACUCACAACAACGACAAAGCCACCAUCGCUUGAAGAUCUACUCGGCAAAGUAAACCCGACCAARCAACCAACCACAGUAUCAUUCCUAGCAAAGGCCCUUGGGAAAAUUCAAACCAUCCCAUCUCCAAAACCAACAGCAAAGCCAACCAAUAAAAUCCUGUGUUCUCAAGGACUACGUAUAAACAACGUCAUUCUCAAUGGCGGCAUGGGAUCAGGGGAGGUCACCCAGUACCURAACGUAUCAGACAUCAAUGAGUGUGAAUCCAAGUGCUGUCAAUCAAAGCAUUGUGACGUAGCGUUCGUCAUCAGUGACGUAUGCUACACCAUCAAUUGCUAUAGCCGUGACCUUUGUAGAACUCGCCCAAUAGAGAGCAGCAAGUUCACGUCGAGGGUUGUAUAUGUCAGUAGAAACGGAGUGACGAUGUUUAGUAGUGCUAAAGAUGCGAGGGUUGGAGGUAGUGAUGUCACGACUACUACACAUCCUACCACCACUAAUACUAUGCCAACAGAGACACCUGUCAGCCUGGAGGAUGGUGGAAGUGGUCAUAUAGAAUCCACUGAACGACCUAUCCCAUACAGGUCUUCAAAGACGAACACCAUACCUAAAGCGCAGGACUAUAAUCAGACCACGACCYUGCAGCCUCUACGCUGUGUGUCAGGAGAAAACUUGGUGAACGUACGGCUCAAAGGAGACCUGGACGCUGGGACGUUUGUAAAGAAGGGACUGGCGUCUAGRAUGAUUGAGUGCUCUUACUUUUGCUGCGAAGACAGGUCAUGUGAUCUGGCGUACCUCUUAGAYAACAUAUGUUAUACCGUAAGCUGCCGWAGUGCGGAUUUGUGUCAACCUGUGUCGUCAUCACCGACGUCUAUCAAUCCAAUAAUCUCCUACGUCACUCGAUAUGACAACGAUGGUAAUAUUAAGAAAAACCCAAACGGUCCAGACAUGUUUGUAAUCACGCAAGCACCACCAAGUGAACUACCAACAUCAUCUCCUACAACUCAUAUGCACACCCAACACACUGAUCCACCUACAACAACACAACCUACAACAACACAACCUACAACAACACAACCUACACCUGCAAUACAUCACCAUACUACUCAUCAUGAAAUCAAAGACAACGAAAGUGAGAAACAUGAACACGUCCAUCACCAUGACGACGAGGAAAACGAGGAAYAAACAAAAYAWCAUCACCAUAAAGAUCACURUYAGAAGAAUCAUCAKCAUCACAAACAGCAUCAUGACGAAGAUGAUAAACCACGCAAACACGAMAYUCAUCACCACAAACAUCACCAUGGAGACGGACACCAUGACGAUAUUGAAGACUAUCAUCACCAUGGAGAUAGCCACCAUGGAAACGGACACCAUGACGAUGAUCACAAUGGCGAAGAACACCAUACAAAGAGUCACCAUGGAGAUGGCCACCAUAAAAACAAUCACCAUGGAGAUCACGAUUCACAUAAAACUACGCACGGAGGAAGUGAAAAGGAAGACAAAUCGAAAGAAACAAAGAAAAUUGAUUCUAUUAUUUCCCGUCUUUCGCCGGAUGACCUUGAAACCAUUGCGUCACUGAAUAUCGCAGGAAAUGGAGCCAGUCUAGAAGAAAUAACACGAUGUACCGCAAGUGAUUAUGGGUGCCAACAUUACUGCAUUAACCUACCCAAUGGCGGCCACCGAUGUAUGUGUCACCAUGGCUACACACUCACUGUCAAUGGACGACAUUGUCAAGCAUUAGAUGAAUGUUAUGAGGAGAACCAUGGCUGCGAGCAUCGCUGUAUCAAUACGUACAAUAAUUACACGUGUCAGUGUAACAGUGGGUUUAUGCUGAACGCAGAUGGAAAACAUUGUGAUGACUUGGACGAAUGUAAGCUUGAAAUCCAUAGCUGUUCUCAGCAAUGUCAAAACACCCCAGGAAGCUAUAGGUGCUAUUGCAAACAAGGMUACACGCUGGAUACRGAUAGGGUGACAUGCAGGCGUUCUGAAGAAAUAGGAACAAGAAAGGACGACUUGAUACACCUAGACCAGGGACUUCAAAUUCCUUCGAUGAUCGUCCAAUCGCCCCAAGACAAGCAAGCAAUGCAACACGAAACCGCCAUCUUUCAAUGCAAAGCACGUGGCCACCCCGCCCCUCAUAUUGCCUGGGCUGUGGGUCCAAACGGUGACCAACCCCUCCCUAGUGAUGAUCGAUUUGGUUUGCUACCCAAUGGUGCUUUAGUAAUUCGUAGUCUUAACAUCAGUGAUACGGGUUUGUAUCGUUGUGUGGCGUCGAAUCCUGCUGGUAGUGCUGCUGAGGGAGCCUUCCUGAACGUUCAAGACCAAGACGAGUGUUCUACUGGAAGUCAUGUAUGUGAUCAGCAGUGUAUUAACACUGUAGGCAGCUAUCAUUGUAGAUGCAAAACUGGCUACCUUAUUAACAACGAUGGCAAAACAUGUGACGACAUCGAUGAAUGUACUAACGGUAGUCAACGUUGUAGUCAAGAAUGUCAUAACACWCUAGGAAGCUAUUUGUGCAGCUGUCACUCAGGGUACAAACUACAUCCUGAUAAAUCGUCUUGCAUUGAUAUCGACGAGUGUUCUACUAGAGAUCAUGGRUGUUCUCAACUGUGUAAUAACACYCAAGGAAGCUAUGAUUGCUACUGUCUUCAUGGGUUCACAUUYGCUGCUGAUAACGUUACUUGUGUUGGGCAAGCAUCUGUGGUUAGAAAUGUUCAGAAGUCAACGACCUUAUCUGCUGGUAUGGCKGCGUUUGCUGGAUUAUUAAUCGUAUCGUGUGUUCUGGUCAUGGUUUCCAUUGUCUGUGGAAUACACUCCAUUAAGAAACGACUUCGUGGAGGACUGGACGACGAGGAAAAGGCUUACAAGAAAUCUAUCUUCUCAUGGCUCGAAUAAACGUAUUGACAUAUAUUUUGUACUUUUUAUACUCUUGAAGAUAUUUAUCAUAAGCACAAAAAUUUGUAUAAAGAUAAAAGAAGAAAAGCCAGCAGUAAAUAUAAAGCAUAUUUAAGGUCUAUUUAAGCUAAAGAAAUYCAAACUCUAAGCACAAAAACACAUUUAGUAGAUCGCUGUUAUAUAAAAAUAGUUAAAAUACAACUUGAGUGACAUGUUUAUUUUGUAUUUAUUCCCAUUUGUAAAUGUUCUUUUAUCAACAAAUUUUUCUGGGUUAUUUUCGUAUGGCAACGAUCUUGCAGUUAGAUGUACAUAUAAAAUAUUUAUAAAUUUCUAUAUUUUCAUAAAUAUAAUCUCUGUAAAUAAUACUUUUAAUAAAAUGCAAAAAGAACUCGCUUUGAAACUGUGUAUAACUGUUUCCAUAAGAUGAUAACAUUAUUUUUAUAAAAAUCUAUUUUUGUAACCAGCUAUUUUCACKAAUAUAUAAAAAAACUUGUAUAAUCUUGUACAUAAAAUAAACAAUUUGAAUGAA
This is a messenger RNA of Exaiptasia diaphana, 3741 nucleotides long. RefSeq lists its product as uncharacterized. Bases 174 to 3212 code for a protein of 1012 amino acids. The transcript has 15 exons. The record is from RefSeq and is a predicted model, not a curated record. Lineage: Eukaryota; Metazoa; Cnidaria; Anthozoa; Actiniaria; Aiptasiidae. Gene Ontology annotation, molecular function: calcium ion binding.